This is a messenger RNA of Oncorhynchus masou masou (cherry salmon), 800 nucleotides long. It is a transcript of the gene trappc1, whose product is annotated as trafficking protein particle complex subunit 1. Gene Ontology annotation, biological process: endoplasmic reticulum to Golgi vesicle-mediated transport. Bases 108 to 560 code for a protein of 150 amino acids. Gene Ontology annotation, cellular component: TRAPP complex. The record is from RefSeq and is a predicted model, not a curated record. Lineage: Eukaryota; Metazoa; Chordata; Actinopteri; Salmoniformes; Salmonidae. The transcript has 5 exons.
UAUUAAUUUCAUACCCGGAACGAACGAGUUUUGGCAGACUUUUUAUCGUCAGGCAGUAGAAGGGGCGUCUCUUUUGGGGUAUUUCUGUAAGAAACAGGAAGAGAAAGAUGACGGUUCAUAACCUGUACAUUUUUGAUCGUAACGGAAGCUGUUUGCACUAUGGGGAGUGGAACCGCAAGAAACAGGCCGGCAUCUCCAAGGAAGAGGAGUUUAAGCUGAUGUAUGGGAUGCUGUUCUCCAUUAGAUCCUUCUGCAGCAAGAUGUCUCCCCUGGAUAUGAAGGAUGGUUUCUUGACCUUUCAGACCAGCAAGUAUAAACUGCACUACUAUGAGACAGCUACUGGCAUCAAGAUCAUAAUGAACACAGACCUGGGAGUUCCCAACGCUAAAGAUAUACUGCACCAGAUAUACAGCACGCUGUAUGUAGAGUACAUAGUGAAGAAUCCUUUGUGUGUUCUGGGGGAGCAGCUGUCCUCUGACCUCUUCUCUACUAGACUGGACCUCUACAUCCGAGCCCUGCCCUUCUUCAGCCCCGCGCUGCAUAACACACACACACAGUGAGGAGACAAACAUGUACGCAUCGCACACACACACACACACACACACACACACACACACACACAGAGGAGACAAACAUGCACGCAUCGCACACACACACUGCACGCAAACCAAACGCGCACACAUUUGGGGGUGGGGUUGUCUGGGGUUGUGAGGGGUGUAAUCAUGUAUUUAUUUGUUAGUAACAGAAUGUUGGUUGUUGCCUCGUGUAUUAAAUAGAACCAUCUCAGUAAACCUGAACAA